Molecule: messenger RNA, 879 nt
Organism: Grammomys surdaster
Lineage: Eukaryota; Metazoa; Chordata; Mammalia; Rodentia; Muridae
Gene: Commd1
Product: copper metabolism domain containing 1
Exons: 3
Coding region: 131-697 (188 amino acids)
Biological process (GO): negative regulation of protein localization to cell surface; negative regulation of sodium ion transmembrane transport; regulation of proteasomal ubiquitin-dependent protein catabolic process
Cellular component (GO): endosome
Source: RefSeq, a predicted model, not a curated record
AACUGUUUAUAUCGACUAGUGGAGGAACCCGGCAUCGCGUUCGGUGGCUGCCUUUGCCAGGUUUUACGGUCCUUCUCGGCCCCCGUAGCGGACCGGAGAUCAGUCGCUGGGCGGCAGGCUCUCCCUGGCAAUGGCGGGCGAUCUGGAGGGGUGCAAGUCCCUGAGCGGGCUGCUGAGCGGCCUAGCGCAGAACUCCUUCCACGGACACUCGGGCAUCACUGAGGAGCUGCUGCACAACCAACUCUAUCCGGAAGUGCCCCUGGAGGAAUUCCGCCCCUUCCUGGCGAAGAUGAGGGGAAUUCUCAAGUCUAUUGCAUCUGCAGACAUGGAUUUCAACCAGUUAGAGGCAUUCCUGACAGCUCAAACCAAAAAGCAAGGUGGCAUCACCAGUGAGCAAGCUGCAGUCAUCUCCAAGUUUUGGAAGAGCCACAAGACAAAAAUCCGAGAGAGCCUUAUGAACCAGAGCCGCUGGGACAACGGACUUCGGGGACUGAGCUGGAGAGUUGAUGGCAAGUCUCAGUCACGGCACUCAGCUCAAAUACACAACCCUGUUGCUAUAAUAGAGCUGGAAUUUGGGAAAAGUGGACAGGAAUCUGAAUUUCUGUGUCUGGAAUUUGAUGAAGUUAAGGUCAAGCAAAUCCUGAAGACGCUGUCAGAGGUAGAAGAGAGUAUCAGCAGGCUGAUGCAGGCAGCUUAAGUGACAGACGGAGGAAGGAGCAAUGAAGUGAAGGUGCUUACAGACUUUCUCUGCUGACCUUUUGAAAGUCCUGUUUGCCCAUUGGUACUACCAAAAGACAUUGUAUACAUGUAUGAAAGUCUUCAAGAAUAAAUAAAAAUAUAUUUUAAAAAGUGGGUAAAAAGAAAAACCCUCAAAUUCUA